UAGAUAGAUGUAUCUGUCAUAUAUGGGGAGAGACCGAAGCGAUGAGAGAGGGGGAGUCGUCGUUGUCUUCUUUUUAUACAUAAUGUUAAAAAGAUAAGCGAUUUCUCAUCCCUCCUCUGCCCAAAAGCAAGAAUGAUUUUCUUCCUUCAAUAUCAGGUUUGAUGAUAUAGGUUAAAUACAUCUAUGGUAAAGCUAUUCAUUUCAUGAAGUUAUGGUGUCCCAUAUUUGAUGGAUGAUGACCGUACCGAUGGAUAACUCAUCUGCUCCUAUACGGGAGCAUGUCCAACGUCUUUUCAACAAGAAUAAUGAGUUGGAGAAGGGACUUAGGAAGGCGGCCCAGGCAAAGAUACCUUCAGAUCCUAAUGCAUGGCUACAAAUGAGAGAAAAUUAUGAAGCCAUAAUUCUCGAGGAUCAUGAUUUUUCUGAGUUACAUGAAAUAGAGUAUGGCUUGUGGCAGUUACACUACAAACGAAUAGAGGAGUUCAGGGCACAUAUGAAUUCUGCUUCAGCAUCUGCAGGAUCUGUCACAGCUCACGGUGGAAAAGGUGUUGCUCGACCUGACCGAAUUAAGAAAAUACGUUCUGUUUUCAAAGGCUUCCUAUCAGAAGCAACUGGAUUUUACCAUGAUCUGAUUCUGAAAAUCAGAGCAAAAUAUGGGCUCCCUCUAGGAUAUUUUUCUGAGGGUCCAGGGAAUCAAAUUAAUCUGGGGAAAGAUGAAAAGAAAUCAGCUGAGAUGAAGAAAGGCUUGAUAUCCUGUCACCGUUGUCUUAUAUACUUGGGUGAUCUUGCUCGUUACAAAGGAUUAUAUGGAGAGGGCGACUCUGUCAGCCGUGAUUAUGCUGCUGCUUCAAGUUACUACAUAGAGGCAGCUUCCCUUUGGCCUUCAAGUGGCAAUCCCCAUCAUCAGCUUGCAAUAUUGGCAUCCUAUUCUGGGGAUGAUCUGGUAGCAGUCUACCGGUACUUUCGGAGUUUGGCAGUAGAUUGCCCCUUCUCAACAGCAAGGGACAACUUGAUUAUUGUAUUCGAGAAGAACCGUCAGAGCUACUCCCAACUGCCUGGGGAUGCCAAAAUUAACUCAGUCAAGCGAAUGAAUGGGAGAGGAAGAGGAAGAGGGGAAAUUAAGCUUCCAGCGAAAGAUGUCAAAACCGAAAUUAAUCCCAUAAAAGGAGUGUUCAGUAUCCCAGAGAUUUAUAAAACCUUUUGUGUUCGAUUUGUCCGACUAAAUGGCAUUCUUUUUACACGCACGAGCUUGGAAACAUUUGGAGAAGUUUUCUCUUUGGUAAUGGCUGAUCUGCAUGAUCUUCUUUCUUCUGGAACUGAAGAGGAGCUGAAUUUCGGUUCUGAUGCUGCUGAAAAUGGGCUUUUUGUUGUUAGGCUUAUCGCAAUUCUCAUAUUCAUGGUUCAUAAUGUAAACAAGGAAUCUGAAGGCCAGUCAUAUGCUGAAAUCUUGCAGCGUUCAGUUCUUCUUCAGAAUGCAUUUACUGCUGCCUUUGAGUUUGUGGGACAUAUUCUCAGGAGAUGUGUACAAUUACAGGAUAUUUCGUCAAGCUAUCUGUUACCUGCAAUUCUAGUUUUCAUCGAGUGGUUAGCUUGUAAUCCAGAUAUUGCAACUGGCAGUGAUGUUGAGGUUAAACAAGCCACUGCUAGGUCAUUCUUCUGGACUCAGUGCAUUUCUUUCUUGAACAAGCUUAUAUUGAGUGGGUUGGUAUCUGUCGAUGGUGAUGAAGGUGAAACCUGCUUCUCAGACAUGAGCAGGUAUGAGGAGGGAGAAACUGGCAACCGGCUUGCAUUGUGGGAGGACUUCGAGCUGAGGGGAUUUUUACCUCUGCUCCCAGCACAGCUCAUUCUCGAUUUUUCUAGAAAACUCUCCUUUGGAAGUGAUGGUAGCAACAAGGACAGAAGAGCCCGUAUGGAAAGGAUUCUAGCUGCAGGAAGGGCUCUUAUGAGUGUGGUUCGGGUUGAUCAGCAGGGAAUAUAUUUUGAUCUUGAACUCAAGAAAUUUGCUAUAGGUGUUGAGCCCAAAAAGUCUGAGCAUGAUAUGAUUGGUGCUUCUUUAGACAUAUCUUUGUCCACUGGAAUGAAACAAGGAAUGCCGAUUGAGAAAACAAGGAAUUUGGGAGCUAUGCAACCGAUGGAACAGUAUUACAUGGAAGGAGAAGAGGAGGAUGAGGUGAUUGUUUUCAAACCAACUGUAGCUGAAAAGCAUACUGAUGUGAGCAUCCCAAAAUCAAUUGCUUAUGAGGUCCUUAAGCCUGUUGAGGAUUCUUCUAAAGAUGACUGGGCAAAUUAUGCGGUCGCUCUUUCUGCACCUCAGCUGCAGGUUGCUAGUUUAAGUGCUAAUUCACAACUGCCCUUUUCUUUUGCUAAUACUAUCCCACAUCCCAUCCAACAUGUUGAUCCGAGUACUUCGAAGUGGAUUGUGGAACAGCAAGCCUCUUUGGAUGAUGGAUUGGAAAGUUUGAGCAUUUCUGGGAAUGUGUUAGCUGCUAAAGCCGAGUUGCAACAAGGAUCGCACCCUCAUGCAUUUUCACUUCCCUUUUCAUCAUAUGAGAAUCUCAAUUCUAUCGGCAUUUUAUCUGGACAGACAGGAUUUUCGGAAGCUGUAAUGCCAUCCAAAUAUGAUCAUAUAAUACCUUCUGGACCAACUAUGAAGCUGCCAAAUGUGGCAACAAAUUCAAGAAAAAGUCCGGUGAGCCGGCCUGUUAGGCACUUUGGACCUCCACCUGGUUUCAGCCCUGUUCCUACCAAACAAAUAAACGACUCCAUGGCUGGCUUGGUAUUGAAGAAUGAGCAUCCACCCAUGGAUGAUUAUAGCUGGCUAGAUGGAUAUAAAUUUUCCUCUGCAGGAGGUGCAGAUUGGAACAAUUCCCUCAAUUACAUGGGCGAUGUGUAUUCCCAUGCUUCUGGUAAUCACAAUAUCUCGACUGGUAUGAUGAGCUUCCCUUUUCCUGGAAAACAAGCUCCUGCUGUACAGGCCCAGGUGGAAGACCAGAAAAUGUGGUCAGAUUACCAACCUCUUGAGCAUCUGAAGCUUCAUAAGGAACAGCAGCAGCAGCAGCUCCAGGUCCAGCGGGGAAAUCAACAGUCUGCUCCACUGCCGGAGCUGUAUCAAGGACCAUCUCUUUGGUCAGGCCAGUUCUUCGUGUGAGAACCUUGGCAUCAGAUGAUAGCUGGUUGUGGAGAAUCUGUCUUGUGAUUGGCCUCAAGCUUGCUGCUACUGAGUUCGGACUCCACCUUAGCAGACCUUUCAAUGUCGUUAUACUUAUGUUGGAGCAUGGACGGUCUUGUGAGCAUUACAGGCUCAUGCCUCUGAAACAGAGCUCUCCAGACUGGAACAAAGGGAUGGUGGUUGAAAGUUUCAAAGAAGAUUCAAGUAAUCCCCCUGUUUGAUUGGAUGGUCAAGACAAGCCCAAAUAUAUAGCAAGGUCUGAAAUGGGUUGUUGGUGACUUUGGCGUUUGAGGUUUCUAAAACCCAACUCAAGCUGGGGCCAGGGAACCAGUCAAUAUUCUAUCAUGAUCAUGAUAAUGGUCUACAAACAGGCUAAUCUGUCGGAGAUGGAUGCAUCAUUGUCAUCUUCUCAUCAGCGAUAGUAGCAACUGGUAUCUAGUGAAGGUCAUCAGUAACAGCCAAAAAAUUCCAGAAAAAAAGAAAAGGAAGUUUGGAAUUGGAGGUUGCUGGUGUGGUGUGCAAAUCAAAGGUGGAAAGGAAGAGUAAUAUUAGUUUCAAAAGGUGCAUGACAUAGCAAUGCGUAUAGCUUUGUCCAAUGCGUAUGGAUGUGGCUUAAUGGUUGGUGUUAUUAAGAAGUAUUCCUAGUUGCAAACAUAAAAGAUUGUUUUCUUUUUUCUCACUGGACUGCUGCAGUGGUGACAGUUGAAAGUUCUCUAUAAUAUGAUAUUUGUUUGGAAAUACUUAAAACUGGUAGCACUUUGUUUCUAAAAUUCUGGGUGGUGCUAAUAACCUUUCACUUGCUAUU
This is a messenger RNA of Magnolia sinica, 3974 nucleotides long. Its product is annotated as nonsense-mediated mRNA decay factor SMG7. The transcript has 8 exons. Gene Ontology annotation, cellular component: telomerase holoenzyme complex. Gene Ontology annotation, biological process: nuclear-transcribed mRNA catabolic process, nonsense-mediated decay. The record is from RefSeq and is a predicted model, not a curated record. NCBI's taxonomy places the organism in Eukaryota, Viridiplantae, Streptophyta, Magnoliopsida, Magnoliales, Magnoliaceae. The coding region runs from base 233 to 3148 and encodes 971 amino acids. Gene Ontology annotation, molecular function: telomerase RNA binding; protein binding; telomeric repeat DNA binding.